AUGUUUGCAAGAUACAAUCUUUUGUCAUCAGUUACCCUUAUUCUCGCAUUUAACGAAAUGAAACUUCGCCUCGUCCGUCACUCACACACUCACCAUUUCGCCGUGAGCCGCCUGCGCCAAUCACCGCUCCCCGGACCUUGGUCACAAACCCUGAAGAAGAUGUCUGGUAGAUCAUCUUCCUCGGCGGCCAUGGGAAGCUCCACAGGUAAUACCACACGAUAUGAAGAACCACCAAAAAGGUUGUGUCGCCACCUCGAAGAAGCUCACUUGUUGACAUCGAAAACUGACAAGAAUCCCUUUAGAAGGUACUACCGGUGUGCUCAAAGAUAUCGUCGAAAGGCUCACCUUACGAAGACUUGCCGGAAAAUAGGAAUAGACGUCGAGGAAGAUAGACGGGACGCCGGAGUAAAGGAUGUCGAGGUCGAUGGCCUGCGUUAA
Messenger RNA from Striga asiatica, 438 nucleotides. Lineage: Eukaryota; Viridiplantae; Streptophyta; Magnoliopsida; Lamiales; Orobanchaceae. The record is from the annotation of a GenBank genome assembly.